Messenger RNA from Rhinichthys klamathensis goyatoka, 733 nucleotides. RefSeq names its product nuclear receptor 2C2-associated protein (gene nr2c2ap). Lineage: Eukaryota; Metazoa; Chordata; Actinopteri; Cypriniformes; Leuciscidae. The transcript is spliced from 5 exons. The record is from RefSeq and is a predicted model, not a curated record. Bases 56 to 481 code for a protein of 141 amino acids.
AAUUACGGAUGUCUACGUCUUCUGUUUUGCCCACAGUUGAAAGGUCGAUUUGAAGAUGGCAGAGUCGUUGAUUUGUAACAACACACAAAGCAGGGUGAGUUCUGUGCUAAACAGAGAUGUGAAACAGUUCGGAAAGAAGUUCAUGUUUGAUUCCAAUGAGGAGACGUGCUGGAAUUCUGACCAGGGUGAAUCUCAGUGGGUAGUCUUUGAGUUUCCACAGCCUGUGAAAGUAUCAGAGCUCAUACUGCAGUUCCAAGGAGGGUUUUCAGGAAAAUCUUGUAAAUUAAAAGGUUCUGCCAAAGAAGAGGACCUCGAACAUAUUUUAGACUUCUAUCCAGAGGACAACAACUGUCUACAAAGUUUUCCCAUUCAAGAUGCCCCUUUGGUGCAGAGGCUGAAAAUAGUGUUUGAAAACAGUGCUGACUUUUUUGGAAGAAUAAUUGUUUACACAUUGGAUAUCCUGGGGGAAAAGGUUUUGUAAUGUUUUGAGAAAAGGACAGAGAGGAAGUAUGAAGAGGCGGGAAUGCCAACCAGCUUUUCCCCUUUGUUUUCACCUCUGGAUGUGGAGUUUAUUCCCACCUACUCACAGGGAAAGCAUCAACUGAUGUUACUUUAGAUCACAUCUAAUUUCUACAGAGGUUCUACAGAUUAUUCACGUGCCUUUUUAGGUCAACACACAUGAACUGCAUGUUUGUAAAAGAGUUUUUUAAUUAAAAAAAAGUAGAAAAACAGA